AUGGAUUCGAAUCCCGGUGCGACGGCCGGGCCCAAGAAGGACGGCACAGGGCCCAAGGAGAUGGAUGCACAAGCCAACUCUGCGCCCCCUGUAGUUGCCGCUCAACCUGCCGUAUCGCUAGACGUGAUGGAGGAGGAUUUCCCUGAUCCCGAAGAGGAUGACUUGGACGAUCUGGAUGACAUGCUGGACGACUUCUCCACCACCAAACUAGACGCAUCACACAGCGCCCCGGAGCCGGCGGAGCCAUUAGGACCCGGCGCUCUGGCCCCCAAGGCCAAGACACCGCAGCCUGCCAGCACAGAGACGCAAAAAUAUCCAUACGAUGACAUGGACGGAGAUGAGCUGGCCAAGCAGCUGCAAGCCGGCGUGGAUGGCAUGAUCAACGAGCUGAAGAAAUCCCCGGAGAUGCAAGAGCAGUUUGAGGAAAUGUUCAAGAAAAUGGUGGCAGCCGAUGCAGAUGGGCCGGAACAGCUCGAGAAGGUGUGGAACCAAAUGCUGGAAGAGGAAAAAGAGAUACAGAAGGCGGCAGCCGAUAACGAGAAGCAGAUGCCGGCAGCCCCUAGGGAGUCGGCAGCCCCCAAGCCCGAGAAGACUGCCAAGGCCUCGAGCUCGGCCAACCCGCCCGCGGGCGACGCAGGCGCCGACGCCUCCUUCCAGGACACGAUCCGCCGCACCAUGGAGCGCAUGCAGACAUCGGGCGAGCAGGCGACGGCCGCGGCAGCCUCGGAGGGCGGCGAGGACUUCAUGUCCGAGAUGCUCAAGCAGCUCUCUGAGGGCACCCUAGGCGCCGAGGGCAGCGACGAAGACUUUUCCAAGAUGCUCAUGGGCAUGAUGGAGCAGCUCACCAACAAGGAGAUUUUGUACGAGCCCAUGAAGGAGCUGCACGACAAGUUCCCCGGGUGGUUCGACAAGAACAGGGGCUCGACGGCGGCCGAGGACCUCAGGCGAUACCAGGAGCAGCAGGUGCUCGUCGGGGAAAUUGUGGCCAAGUUUGAGCAGAGCACGUACUCGGACACCAACGCCACGGACCGCGAGUACAUUGUGGAGAGGAUGCAGAAGAUGCAAGCGGCUGGGUCGCCGCCGGCAGACCUGGUGGGAGACAUGUCGUCGGCGCAGGAGGCCUUUAACGCCGCGGAUGAUCAGUGCAAUCCACAGUAG
Molecule: messenger RNA, 1158 nt
Organism: Hirsutella rhossiliensis
Lineage: Eukaryota; Fungi; Ascomycota; Sordariomycetes; Hypocreales; Ophiocordycipitaceae
Product: pex19 protein family domain-containing protein
Exons: 4
Coding region: 1-1158 (385 amino acids)
Biological process (GO): protein import into peroxisome membrane
Cellular component (GO): peroxisomal membrane; peroxisome
Source: RefSeq, a predicted model, not a curated record